This is a messenger RNA of Radiomyces spectabilis, 1493 nucleotides long. RefSeq lists its product as uncharacterized. The record is from RefSeq and is a predicted model, not a curated record. The transcript is spliced from 6 exons. Lineage: Eukaryota; Fungi; Mucoromycota; Mucoromycetes; Mucorales; Radiomycetaceae. The coding region runs from base 257 to 1381 and encodes 374 amino acids.
UUUCUACCAACCAGAAUCGACAGAAAUAUGAAAUACAUAUUCUUCUUUCUUCUUUCCUUCUUUUUCCUUUUCUCCAAUUUAUACUCCAGAAUCGACCGCAGCUAUCAGUAUUAACUGAUCUUCAUCGUUUCUUUAUUACUCUCAUCUGCUCUGAACUGUUUUUAUUGUUCUUAAUUGAUUUAUCCUACAUAUCGCCACUUUUUUACCUUGCACAUAUUAUAUCCUUCGCUCUUUUUAUCUUGUCGAUAUUCUCAAAAUGAUCACAUAUGGACAAGCAUGUUGCUUGGUCUUGGAUUUGGAGCCGACCAAAGAGAACAGGAAAAGGGCCAAAGAGACUUUAGCGCAGGUAUCCCUUGGCGCGACGUACCUUGAAAAUAACGGACAUCUGGAGCCCAUUGCAUUGAGUGAAUCCAAAAUUGGAAAAAACCCGUACAAAUACAGACGGUAUCCUUCUACGCCGCCCAGCAGCCCUGUAUCUUCAGAUAUUGAGGACACAGUAUCGGAUGAAGUGGAGCAAUCAAGUGUUAGCAGCUCUUCGAGCGAGGAGGACGCAGCCCCAGAAAAUUAUUCAACACAAGGAAUCCUCAAGAUGGCCAAACUUCUAUUCACCAAGGACAACAUAGAUACUACCGAUCUAUAUGACAAAAAGUGGCUCACCACUCAAGACAUCUUCACGAGUUUAGCAAUCCAAUUGCCGAGGUUGAGCAGUGUGAUGACUACGCGACAGCUUGGCCUAUUACUGAGCAAGCACCACGAUCACUUUGGCUCCCCAAUCAGAAAGAGGGUAAACGGCAAAUUCGUACAUUGCAGGGAGUUAUUCCAUCUGAAAGAAUGCGGGAAUAACGUUAUCGAAGAUGACUAUGCUUUGUUCCUAUCCCACAUUCGUGCCUCUGAUGGAGAUUGGGUCAAUGUUGGCUACGUGAGAAAAUCUCCAGGCGAGGAACUUCCGUCAACAAGAGCAAGGCUCAUCACUUGCAUGGCCGAAAGGUUAAAAAAACGAUGCCACUGCCGAAAGAUUUUCGUCUCGGAUGGCUCGACGGCCAAUGAACCCAUCCUGGCCAGAGAUGCUGACAGUGGCCCCACCAGUUACGACGGAAAUACGCAGGACAUGUUUUCCUACUUCACUACAAAGAGCAAGAAAAUUCGAUUGUGUGUCAUCGAUUACGCCGGUUUUUCUACGGACCCAGACGACAUUCAAAAAACCAUGAAGCUGACAAGAAGUAUUAAGGAGCUGGUGGUGCUACAUCCCCACCGGAUUGAAAUGUUCACUCGCAUGGAAUUGAAGCAGGAAUCAAUAUUAACGAAGUUUAAAUGCCGAACAGGACCGGUACAUCGGUCAAAAUAUAGUGGCGUUGCCAGAAAUCGAUCCUCCUUUGUGUAAUUGCGGAGUGGAAAUAAAGUUCGUAGUAGUUGCCUAGCCAGAUUGCGUAUUUUGUUGGUUACAUAAAAGUAGACAGAAUUCAGAUGAAGCAAAUUAAAAGUUUCGUUUCGAG